AUUAUCAUUGAUCAUAAUUUGUUUUGUAAAUUAUUUCUAAUGACAAAUAGACUUGUCCUCGUGUCUUGUUUUAUGUCAACAACAAAAUUACCGGAUUUAACAUUUUGCUCUAAUCCAGGACCAUAUUGUGAUACUAUAAUAUUAAUCAUUUGAACAAUUAAAAAAAAAAUAAAUUAAUGAACACGCAAUGGAGUAUAUUUAAAAAUGAAACAUAAUUCUUGCAAAUGGAAUUGGGUUUUUCCAUUUUGUUUCGAAACUAAAGGGAAUGAGUUUUGAGAGACGAGGUAUAUUUUUUUACCUGUGCGUACAUUGAGGCGAAUUAAUGGAUGGUCCGAUGACACAGCAGCUUGAUAUAAAGAGACAGUGCCUGGCAUUCAACAUUAACAGUCACUUUGUGAUCGUGUGUACGUUGUGAUCGAAGAUAUCUGUUGUUUAUAUCUAACUUAAACAACCAAAACAGACGAUGUUGAAAUUUUUUUUAGCUUCAAUCAUUCUGGGAUUAUUGGGUCUCCAGCCAGCAAAUACACAGGACUCAUGUAUAAAUCCAAUUGGACAAAAUGGAUUGUGUAUAAAUAUAAGAAAUUGUCAACCACUAAUGCAACUUCUUCGUACACAUGGAAAUACAGUUGGUCAAUUUUUACGAAGUUCAGUUUGUGGUUUUGAAAAUAGAGAUCCAAAAGUUUGUUGUCCAAUUGUAUCAAAUGAUUAUGAUGAUGGUAAUAAUAACAACAAUAAUAACAAUAAUAAUAGACCACCGAUUCAAGAAUAUGAAGAACCAACUCCAGUUGUGACAAAACCACCACUAAGACAAAUACCACAAUCUUCAUAUGGACCACUUUUUAGUCCACAAUGUGGAAUUGUCAAUGGAACAAUGUAUCCAAAAGUUGUUAAUGGUGUUCCAGCAAAAUUGGGUGAUUGGCCUUGGGUUGUUGCACUUGGUUAUCGUUCACAAAAAAAUCCAAAUCGUCCAUUAUGGAAAUGUGGUGGUAGUUUAAUAUCAUCACGACAUGUAUUAACAGCUGGUCAUUGUAUUUAUCAACGUAGAGAUCUUUAUAUAAUACGUCUUGGAGAUCUUGAUUUAAAUGAUGAAAUAAAUGAUGGUGCAUCACCAGUUGACAUUCUCAUUGAAAAAGCUGAUAUUCAUCCACAAUAUAGUUCAACACAAUUUACAAAUGAUAUUGGUAUAAUAAAACUUCAACAAGAUGUACAAUUUACACCACUUAUACAGCCAAUUUGUCUACCAUUUCCAGAACAAUUUCAAACUUAUAAUUAUGUUAACACAAGACCAUUUAUUGCUGGAUGGGGUUCUGUUUAUUUCAGAGGACCAUCUGCUACACAUCUUCAGUAUACCCAACUACCAGUUAGAGAUACAGCUGAGUGUAAACAAAUAUUAGCACGUUUUAAAACUGUUAUUGAUGAUCGUGUUAUUUGUGCUGGAUGGGUUGAUGGAGGACAAGAUGCUUGUCAAGGUGACAGUGGUGGUCCAUUAAUGUUUCCUCAUAAUUUUGUUUAUUAUGCAAUUGGUGUUGUAUCAUAUGGUUACAAAUGUGCUGAGAAAGACACUCCUGCAGUUUACACAAGAACAAGUGCAUUUUUGGACUGGAUUGCAGCUCAUUUAAACUGAGACAAAAAAUUAUAAACUUUUUUUCUUUCCAAAUAUAAGUAUAAAUAUAUUUUUUUUUUACUUUUUACAACCGAAUUGAUAUUAACGAUGUAUCUUUAUCAAGUCCCAUUUGUCUCUGUGAUUUAUUUAAUACCCAAUAAUAAUAAUAAUAAUAGUAAUAAAAUAAUUGUGAAACAUUAAUUGGUCUAUUAAAUUUUUUUCACCGGAUACACAUUGUUAAUUUUAAAAUUGCUUUAUAAUUAUUAUUUAUAAGAAAAAUAAAUAAAUAAUAAUAAUUUUAUAAUAAAUAUUAACUAAUAUAAUUAUGAUUAUUAAUGUAUGAAAAAAAAAAAAAUUUACUAAAAUGUUUAUAAAAAAAUAAAGAGAUGAUACUUUGUUUAUUUGUAAAA
Molecule: messenger RNA, 2013 nt
Organism: Aphidius gifuensis
Lineage: Eukaryota; Metazoa; Arthropoda; Insecta; Hymenoptera; Braconidae
Product: venom protease-like
Exons: 9
Coding region: 464-1624 (386 amino acids)
Biological process (GO): proteolysis
Molecular function (GO): serine-type endopeptidase activity
Source: RefSeq, a predicted model, not a curated record